Molecule: messenger RNA, 815 nt
Organism: Culicoides brevitarsis
Lineage: Eukaryota; Metazoa; Arthropoda; Insecta; Diptera; Ceratopogonidae
Product: guanine nucleotide-binding protein subunit gamma-1-like
Exons: 2
Coding region: 196-408 (70 amino acids)
Biological process (GO): G protein-coupled receptor signaling pathway
Cellular component (GO): heterotrimeric G-protein complex
Molecular function (GO): G-protein beta-subunit binding
Source: RefSeq, a predicted model, not a curated record
AGCCACUCUUGGUCGACAAACAACUCUCGUGAGACAAAAAAAAAAGUAAAUUUCUGCUAAAAUUCCCACAAAUUAAAUACCGUGUGCCUAAUAAAAGUCUGGAUAAAAGCGCAACUUUGCGACUAGAAAUAUUUUUGUGUGGAACCGUUGAUCAGAAAAGGCAGGAAACUGGGUCUUAGUAGCGAAACGAGUAAAAUGGACAUGAUGGCAUCUAAUUUGCAAAAUACGCGACAAGUCGUGGAGCAAUUGCGACGCGAGGCGUCCAUCCAACGUGUGAAGGUGUCACAGGCGUGCGAGGACAUCAUCAAAUACGUGACGGAGCACGAACAGGAGGACUGCUUACUCGUCGGUUUCUCCAGCCAAAAGGUAAAUCCGUUCCGCGAGAAGAGUUCUUGUCACAUUUUAUAAGCAAAUUACGCGGCGCCGCAACCUUUCUUCAUUUCAUUUCAACAAAUGUGUAACACUACACAACAACUUUUCGUUAUGAUCGCCACAAAAUUAUGAUAAUAAAUGUUCUGUAAAAGGAAAUUGUGAGAAAAAAAAUAUCAAUCGCAAAUUAUUAGAAAAUAAAUGGUACCUCAAUGUUAAAAAAGUAAAUAAAUGUCACUAAUAACUAUCAUUCUGUAACAAGUUUCUAGAACAAAAAAAAAAUAUAUGUUGCUUAUAAAAUGGAGAUUGAUAUGAAAAUAUAUUAAAAUAAAAAUAGUUAAAAAAUAAAAAAAAAACUGAUGAAUUGUAAUAAAUUUUAAUACAAAAAAAAAUAUAUUGGAUACAAUCGCACACAAAAUAUUUCCUGAUCACUGUUUAAAUAGAAU